Messenger RNA from Lepisosteus oculatus (spotted gar), 3290 nucleotides. RefSeq names its product ectodysplasin A2 receptor (gene eda2r). Gene Ontology annotation, molecular function: signaling receptor activity; protein binding. Gene Ontology annotation, biological process: positive regulation of canonical NF-kappaB signal transduction; positive regulation of JNK cascade. Gene Ontology annotation, cellular component: plasma membrane. The record is from RefSeq and is a predicted model, not a curated record. NCBI's taxonomy places the organism in Eukaryota, Metazoa, Chordata, Actinopteri, Semionotiformes, Lepisosteidae.
GUGUUUCUAGUGGAUUGGGGGACUUGGGUGCCGAAGAUUAGGCAUUGAGAAAGAUGACUCCCACACACUACGCCGACUAGUGAAAGAUUGCUUCAAAAUUGCACGGUGUUGCAUCAACAUACCCUAACACUAGUUUAAGUAUAAUUUGCUUACCGAAUGACCCGUGCGCUCGUUCCACUACCGCCAGUAAAAAAUAAUCAGACACCGCGACCUUACCAGAAGGAAGGAUCUGUCGGAAUGAUGACUCACUCCCUCUAGUACCGAGUUCAAGUGAAAUAAGCAUUGUUGCGGUUUAUCAGCUUUGAAGAUCUCUGACAAAUUGUUUUUUUCUGUAGUAUGACCUCAUCUACUUCAUGUAUUAUGGAUUGCUCAGAAAUGGAGUACUUUGACAAUGGCAAAUGUAUUCUUUGCUUGAAAUGUGGACCAGGAGAGGAGCUUUCUCAGGAGUGUGGCUUUGGAAGUGGAGGAGAAGCACACUGCUUAAAAUGUAAGCCUAGGCAUUAUAAAGAUGACUGGGGGCAUCAUGACUGCAAACCCUGUUUAUCCUGUAAACUAUUGAAUCGAUACCAGAAGGCUAACUGCACGGCCGGCAGCAAUGCAGUAUGUGGGGAUUGUUUACCUGGAUAUUACAGGAAAAUCCGUAUUGAUGGUUUGCAUGAUAUGGAGUGCAUGCCUUGUAGUCACUCAUCCUCCAGUGAUCCUCAAUGCUCUAGUAGCAGUGGAAUUGGUGUAGUAAAAGUCUGGAGCUCUAAAACCCCACCUCAGGAUGCUGCUAUUGCUUCUGUCAUUUGUGCCGCCUUUGUCACCAUGGUGAUUGCUUUGUCACUCCUGUGUUAUGUGUACCGUCGACGUACCUUUAUUAGGAACCUUGGUCAAGGGUGUUUUGGAUCCCAAAAUAUUGAUCAGACUGAGGUGGGGUAUUCUGCAAAUACUGUUGAAAAUACAAGAACUCCAAGCCCAAAAACACAGGAUAAAGACAAGGCUGAAGGUCGUUCUGACUCGUUGGCUACAGACGAUUCUCCCGCUAGCUUGAGAUCUUUUGUUCAGGCCCAUACAUUCCCAGGAACAGUGGUGAAACACCCCGUGCUGAAACCUCAGCAUGUGAGCAGCUCGUCAGAAACCCAACCUUUGAUGAGAGAUUCAACCUGCAGCAACUGCUCUUCUGGAUGCCAAUCCCAAAGAUCCUCGAGCUUCAGACAUAGUGCUGAAUACCCCUCAGAGUCUGCUUGUAUUCAGCCAGUGGUUACAGCAGUGCCGGCUAACCAAUACUGUGCAUCAGACCAGCAUGAAAGGCAUCAGCAUGCUCCAGUAGAAUGUACAGAGUUAGAUUUUAAUAGCCCUGCUGGUUUGGAGAACAGUGGACUUGAUGCUGAGAUUAUAGGACCAGCAGAAACUAGUAUAAGGUGUAUGGAUAAUGUGUCUGUGGAGCAAAAUAAUGUACUGUUUGCCAGUUGUACACAAAACAUUGACAGCUGCGCGAAAGCUAAUCAACAAUCCUGCAUCAACAACUGCAGUAAUUUGGAUUCUGUUCAAAACAUAGUAAAGAGGAGUUGUGAUCUCAUGCAUGGAGUCCGUUUGUGGAGUCUCCCGAAAGCUCUUGUUCAGUCUCUGUCUCUGAAGCUGGAUCCAUCAUUCCCUGGAGUGAAAAAUUAUAGGCAAGUGGGCCUGGAGCUGGGAGUGCCAGAGGAAGUGAUAAACAAUAUUGCGGGGUUUGAGAAUGUAUUUAACUACCUCUCCUCCUGCACUUUGAACACAGUCCCUGACCUUGUAAAAACUUUACAUUACGUGCAGAGGUUCGAUGCCCUAUUUAUGCUAUGUGAAUAUGCAACUCAAAGCCAGUCUGGUGUCUGUUAGCUGUCAAAAACAAAAAUGCAAUCUCUGUGGUCCUGGUGAGCACAAAUUAAGCCAUUAAAUGUGGGAAUGUGGGAGAAAGGCAUUACCAUAUAACUGGCAGGGAAAUAAAAUGCAGGCCGCUGAUUUUUUUAAAAUGUCUGUGAAGACACACUGCCAGGAAUCAGAUGUGUGUUUGACACUUAUACAUACUGUAUAUAUAAUUUUAAUUGUCCAUUGUUUUAAUGUUUGCUUUGUUAAAAGCUAACACUACAGAGCUACAGUAUUGGAAGAUGUGGUGCUGGAGGGAUGAUGAGUUUAUAUGUAGUACAAUGUAAGAAUUGUGUAUUGUGUUUUUGUAUACUUGUGCACAGUUUUUGUGCUGGUUGUAUAUCUUCACUGUAUUUCUUUACAGCAUUCCUCUGUGUUCAAGGAACGGAUUUAUUUUACAAUCUGAUAAUCUGAUGUCUCUUUAUUCUGUUUCCAGAAUAAAAAAUAAAACAGAAUUAUGGCAUGGUGAUUAAAUUUAUCAAAUAAAAGCUAUUGUGGCAUGACAGUUCCUAAUCUAGUGGGAGUACUAAAACCUAAUUACGUAAUUCAGCAUUAACAUUUUUUUGGUGGAAAGAAAAGUUGAAAAGUAAAAUUAAAAUCUUUUAGAAGCUCUUGUCAAAAAUGAGUUACAGUACACAUUCCAGAAUAUUUUAAAAGCUCUGGCACAAGAGUUAAAUGAUCAAUGUGCAUUAUAACUACUUUGGUUCCUUAUUUUCACGAAGAUGUAUUUAUUUCUUCUACAUUUAAAUUGUGUUUUAGUUUGUUGUCAGAAUUGUUCCCCCUUUCAAAUUGAAAUUGUGGUCUUGUUUACUUUGAAAAACCUGACCUGCAGCAUAGAAUAAUCCAAUUGCAAUUCUUUAAAAUCCUAAACGAAAAUCUUACAGUUAAAGGUUGUGUAAAAAUCAGAGGCUAAAGAAAACGGCCUUAACUAAGUAAGGUUUGUGUAAUACAUGUUUAACUUGAUAUAUUUCCCUUUUCUGUAGUUCUGGAGACCACAUUAAGAUAGAAGAAGGUUUUGUGGCUUAAAUAUAUUUGCUUGAAAAAUGUUGUAAUUGUGGGUGAUCACAUUUCAGAACAUAAGCACAACUGAGUGCCACAGAGAUACAGUUACCUAAGAAUAACUUUUUUUGUCAAGCAAAAAUAUUGUUUCUUGAAAUAGUAGAGCAGUGCAGAGAGACCUCUGUGCAUUAGUGAAGAAUGCUUUGUAAGCAUUAAAUUUAUGUUGAUGUUUAAUGUUUCAGGUCAUUCUGGAAUUUGAUGUGUCAGUAUUAUGAAAUGGUCCUAAAUAUAAUGUUGUGUUCAAAUAGAUUUACAGAUCAUUUCUUAUCCCAACUGUAAUACUGCCUGAUACCUGUAAAUUUUACAUUUUAAAAUUAUUUUUUAAUCGUUUGUUAGGUCAUAAAAUGUGU